AUGGCUCAGACUCGCAUCCUCAGAUUCGCUCGCAGCGAUGACAAGUCCGCUUUUGUCCUCGUCCAGGUCACCCCAAAGGGCUCAAAGCCGUUGGAUCUCAAGCUGGUGGGCACUGAGGGGGAGGCGCCAUAUGUCGCAUCAUUGAAACACGAUAGGGUUGUGUCUCUCCGUGUGAAGAAUUGUCCAGCUUCAGAGGACGAAUGGCAGAGCAUCCUCGAGGCCUUGUUUCAGCAGGAGCCGGUUCCGGACAUCCAGGCCACAGCCACCGUUCAGAGUGACAAGAACAUCUCAAUCACCAUUCGAAAAGAGAUACAAGGCAUCACUCAACGCCUUGGCGCCGUCACCCUCAACUAUGAUCCGGAUGAGGCCAUCGAGCUGUUUGAAUGGUGCGGUGCAGCUGCUGAGAGCUCCGCCGCCAGUAAGCAAGCCGUGGCCGACUUGACGGUCAAAUCGACCGAUUCGGAGGCUGCCGUAGCUCAGCUUCAGUCCCAGCUGGAGGAGCUGCUCCGAGCCAAGGAUGAGGAUGAGACAGCCUUGCUAAGAAAGUUCAGAGACCUGCUGAACGAGAAGAAGGUCAAGAUCCGUGAGCAGCAACAGGUCUUGGCAUCGACGACUUUCAACGCCAGUAUGCCGGGUCAAUCACAACGAGCCGAGUCUGUUGAGGUAAAGGUCGAGGAACCAGAAGUCAAGCAACCAAAGAAACCGGUUCGCAAAGCAGGCAAAUCAAGGGCAUCGAAACGAAAGGCUCCGGCUUCAAAGCCGGUAGAAGAGUCGGAAGAAGAGGAUGUUCAACCAAUGGAGGUCGACAUCAAGCAAGAACCCGAGGACACCGAUCCUGGAAACACAACGGAAGCAACAGCAUCAGUGUCUGGUGACGAUGAGGAUAACACCGGAGUGCUCUCCAGCUCUUCUCAGCAGAGAGCUGGUUCGGAAUCAGCUGCUUCUCAAGAGGAUGCUCCACCACAAGUCUCACAGCCUCCUCCGCGACGAGAACUUCCAUUUGCGCUCAGGAAGAAAUCUGCCAAGCCUGCUCCCCCGCCUGCAGGAAGCGAUACAGAUUCUGAUGACGAAUUAUGA
Molecule: messenger RNA, 1077 nt
Organism: Fusarium keratoplasticum
Lineage: Eukaryota; Fungi; Ascomycota; Sordariomycetes; Hypocreales; Nectriaceae
Exons: 3
Coding region: 1-1077 (358 amino acids)
Source: RefSeq, a predicted model, not a curated record